AGGUAUAUCCAGCGCUGGUUAAGUGAUUAUUGUGUGCUGGAUGUGGUUAGAGGAUAAGCACUCUGCUGAUAUUGUCACUUCACAGAUGAGAAAGCGAAGCAUAAAAAGUUAAGCUUUGGGUUCAAGUUGAGACCUGGUGGAAGGAGAGAGAAAAUGGAUUCUCAUUUUUCAGCAGAGAACUCAACUCUGGCCAUUAAUAUGAAUGAGACUUUAACUCAUGGAUUUAAUUUCACCAAUGACCCACCUUCAAUGUCCAUAACAAGGCUUUUCCCAGCCUUGCUAGAAUGCUUUGGCAUAGUCCUUUGUGGCUACAUAGCGGGAAGGGCCAAUGUCAUAACAUCAACACAGGCCAAAGGACUGGGAAAUUUCGUCUCCAGAUUUGCCCUUCCAGCUUUAUUAUUCAAAAACAUGGUUGUACUUAAUUUCUCUAAUGUGGAUUGGGCUUUCCUAUAUAGUAUCUUAAUUGGCAAAGCCUCUGUGUUUUUCAUUGUAUGUGUUUUAACCUUAUUGGUUGCCAGUCCUGAGAGUCGAUUUAGCAAAGCUGGACUAUUCCCUAUUUUUGCUACACAAAGCAAUGACUUUGCAUUGGGAUAUCCUAUAGUUGAAGCUCUGUAUCAAACUACAUACCCAGAAUAUCUGCAGUAUAUUUAUUUGGUGGCACCAAUAUCUCUUAUGAUGUUAAACCCUAUAGGGUUUAUCUUCUGUGAAAUCCAGAAGUCUAAGGACACUCAAAAUGCUUCCCAAAAUAAAGUAAAGAUUGUGGGACUCGGAUUUCUACACGUAUUACAGAACCCGAUAGUAUUCAUGGUCUUUGUUGGCAUCGCCUUCAAUUUUAUUCUUGAUAAAAAGAUCCCUGUGUAUAUGGAAAAUUUUCUUGAUGGACUUGCAAGUUCCUUCUCUGGGUCAGCCCUGUUUUAUCUCGGUCUGACGAUGGUAGGGAAAAUAAAGCAACUGAAGAAGUCGGCAUUCGUCAUGCUCACUCUUCUCAUCACGGCUAAACUCCUGGUGCUGCCCCUUCUGUGCAGAGAAAUGGUAGAACUCUUGGACAAGGGUGACAGUGUAGUGAACCACACAAGUUUGUCGAAUUAUGCCUUUCUCUAUGGCGUCUUCCCUGUAGCUCCAGGAGUGGCUAUCUUUGCAACACAGUUCAACAUGGAAGUAGAGAUUAUAACCUCAGGAAUGGUAAUAAGUACAUUUGUGUCUGCUCCAAUCAUGUAUGUUUCUGCCUGGUUAUUGACCUUUCCCACCAUGGAUGCUAAGCCAUUGGCAUAUGCCAUUCAGAAUGUUAGUUUUGAUAUAAGUAUUAUCAGUCUGGUCUCCUUGAUCUGGUCUCUGGCUGUUCUUCUCUUGAGUAAGAAAUACAAGCAGCUUCCUCAUAUGUUUACAACUAAUUUACUCAUUGCUCAGUCUAUUGUUUGUGCUGGAAUGAUGAUAUGGAAUUUUGUUAAAGAAAAAAAUUUUGUUGGACAAAUUUUGGUGUUUGUUCUAUUGUACAGCUCCCUGUACAGCACCUAUUUGUGGACAGGCCUUCUAGCAGUUUCUUUGUUUCUUUUAAAAAAGAGGGAGAGCAUGCAGAUCCCUGUGGGAAUUAUCAUAAUAUCUGGCUGGGGAAUCCCUGCUCUCCUUGUUGGUGUGCUUUUGAUAACUGGAAAACACAGUGGAGACAGCAUCGACUCCGCCUUCUUUUAUGGAAAAGAGCAGAUGAUCACCACAGCCGUCACCCUGUUCUGCAGCAUCCUCAUCGCUGGUGUGUCACUCAUGUGCAUGAACCGCACCACCCAAGCUGGGCACUAUGAAGGUUUCGGCCAGUCUCAGAACCACAAACCAGUAGAGCCUGCAAGCACUGCAUUUGAGGGGAGCCCAGCACCAACAAAUGAACCAGAGCUCUUUCCAAGUUCUAUCCCAGAGACAAAUUGCUGUUCUUGUUCCUUGGGAAAUGGUGACUUACGCUGUCCAUCAAUAGAGCCAGUAACAAACGCAAGUGCCAGUGGGCCUGUGCCUUCUUCCUUUGAGAAAACAGAUCACUGUGUGAGUCGCUGUGACUCCCAAAGCUGCAUCCUAGCCCAGGAGGAAGAGCAGUACCUGCAGACUGGAGACCCCCAACUGACCAGACAUGUGCUGCUGUGUUUACUUCUCAUCAUUGGCCUGUUUGCUAAUCUCUCUAGCUGUUUGUGGUGGCUGUUCAACCAUGAGACUGGACGACUCUAUGUGGAAUUGCAGUUCUUCUGUGCAGUGUUUAACUUCGGCCAGGGAUUUAUUUCCUUUGGAAUCUUUGGUUUGGACAAACAUUUAAUCAUCCUACCUUUCAAAAGAAGGCUUGAAUUCCUGUGGAACAAUAAGGAGAUGGCAGAAAACAGAGAGUCCCCUGUUUCUGAGGAGAUAAAAAUGACCUGUCAACAAUUCGUACAUUAUCACCGAGACCUGUGCAUCCGAAACAUCGUCAGAGAAAGAAGGUGCGGUGCAAAGACUUCCGCGGGGACUUUCUGUGGCUGUGACCUGGUGAACUGGCUAAUUGAAGUUGGCCUUGCCUCUGACCGUGGUGAAGCUGUGAUCUAUGGGGACAGACUGGUGCAGGGGGGAGUCAUCCAACACAUCACCAAUGAAUACGAAUUUCGGGACGAGUAUCUGUUCUACAGAUUUCUUCAGAAGAGUCCUGAACAGAGUCCUCCUGCCGUUACUGUAAGCAACCCCCAACAGGAAGGCUACAAAGAAACUGGCCACUCGUCGCCAUCCUCACUGUCCCCUAAGACUUAAAUGAUGCACUCGAGACCCCCACGUGGACUCGUACCCUCUAGCCUCCCACCUGGCACUCUCGGCUGUGGAUCCUGGCUCAGGCAGGCUACCUUCCUGAGCCUCCUUCAUCUCUGCUGUAAGUGGCAAAUGCAUUCCUACCCGUACUGACACGCUGUAACCUUAUGUGCAUGGAAAGCACACAGGAAACUGACAAGAGAAGCCUGAAGUUAAAUGAUCUGAUGAUGGGUACAAUAAUGCUAUAGGUGCCUCUAUUGCACCGAUAUUUUAAAAUCAUUUCUUUCUGUAACUGUUCAUUAUAAUUUCAAAGUCACUAUCCAACUGGCUGGUAUUUUUAAACUGCCAAAUUUGGCAGGAUUGCUGCUCUAAAAAUGAUCCUUAAGACAACUUUACAUUUAUCGAUCACACUUCCCCCAAACAGACUUUUAUUUGUUCUAGUAAAAACUUUUAUUUCUCUUUCCACUUCUUUGGCAAAUACUACCAUUUAAAAAUUAGAACUACUGUUUUGUUUUUGAGAUCAGGUCUCAUGUAGCCAGGCUGGCCUCAAAUUCCCUAUGUAACCAAGGAUGGUUUUGAACUACGGACCUUCCUGCCUCUGCCUCCUGAGUCCAGGGCUUAUUGGUGUGAGCCACCAUGCCUGGCUAACCCCACUAUUUUUUAGAAGUAAUUUUUAAAUUUAUUUUUGAUAAAACACCAGUUUUAAAGCUUUGCCUUUUCCUGUCUUCUAUCUAGAGUAUUAAUAUGUGUCAAUAAGAAGAAAGUAAGAACAUUAAUAUCAUCUCUAUAAUCUUUCCAGUUAAAAUUUUAAGUAAUCUGAGCAUAUUCAUUUAAAUGUUAUCAAAAGUGUUGCCAUGAGAUGUACUAUUUCUGGUACUUUCAAAGUAUCAUGUUGUAGAAGGAAAAUCUGUUUUAGUCCCUGCAUUGAAAAAGUAUGUGGUCAGAAAUUUAAAAUUCUAAACCUAGCAUCUUACCCUCAGAAUUUAGUCUUUAAUGUUUCCAUGUCUAAAAAUUUGUAAGUUUAAAAAUUACCAAAUGUUGCUUAGUCCACUAAAAUCCUUUUAAAAAAUGGACUCGAAGUAGAUAGCCCCGAAGCAUCAGGUCUUUCUUAACUGGUCUAGAGGCUGUGUAGUGCAAGAUCAAGGUGGCGCACUGAGCAGCUGGUAAGGCCUAGGCGCAGGUUCUCUGAUGGGUGCCACAUCCGGUAGUGGGGAAGGGCUCCGGUCUCAUCACCCUUAGAAGGGCAAAUCAACACCUCUUCUCUCACUAGCCGAUCUUCUCCACGGCCACCACGCUGUGGCUAGGUUUUGAUAUCUAAACCAUAACACCUUCAGAUAGCUUUACCUUCUGAUAAUUUGCACAUCCAUUGAACUUAAUUAUUAGAUAUCAGUGAUGGUUUAACUUAUUUUAAAUGUUACUUACCUCAUAGUGUUUCAUAUAUAAAAGCUACCUAAAAAAAAUUAUAUAUGUGGUUAGUGCCCUGACUCUUUUAAUGUAGCAAAUAUAUAAUUAAAAAAAAACUUUGCAUGGAAGUCUAGUGUAUUAAAAAAGAAGUGAUACUUAUGCUAUGAUCAUGGAAUUGGGAUGUUUUAGGCAGAAAAUUUCAUUAUACAACUUAGGGGGAAUACAAGACACACCCACACUGUAACUCCCAAUGCCCAGGAGUACACAGACGCACUUGCUCUAGCAGCCUCUGCUGACACAAGACAGAAUUUACAUACACGCAAGCAACUCAGAUUCAAGUGCAGGAAGUGGUUAAACCAGUGAGUAUGUGGGUAAACCGUUAAGUCUGCUCUGUUAUUUGCACCAUUAAGUCUGCCCUUUUAUUUGCACAAGUGAAAUCUGAGACAUUAUUUUCCAUGGUUUUUUUCUAAAAGAAAGCCAUAGAUCAGAGUGAUUUGCAGUUUCAGAUGAUAAAGGCCUUUAAGGGGUGUUUCUAGGAUUAAGGAUAAACUAAUUUUAUUAAGUGAAAAUAUUUGUAUGUUACUUUCUCACUGAUGGCACGUUUCUCAAUAAAAUACUUAUUUUAACUUGCA
Messenger RNA from Phodopus roborovskii (desert hamster), 4784 nucleotides. It is a transcript of the gene Gpr155, whose product is annotated as G protein-coupled receptor 155. Gene Ontology annotation, cellular component: membrane. The record is from RefSeq and is a predicted model, not a curated record. The transcript is spliced from 16 exons. Lineage: Eukaryota; Metazoa; Chordata; Mammalia; Rodentia; Cricetidae. The coding region runs from base 154 to 2754 and encodes 866 amino acids. Gene Ontology annotation, biological process: transmembrane transport; intracellular signal transduction.